Molecule: messenger RNA, 1878 nt
Organism: Plectropomus leopardus (leopard coralgrouper)
Lineage: Eukaryota; Metazoa; Chordata; Actinopteri; Perciformes; Serranidae
Gene: bicdl2
Product: BICD family like cargo adaptor 2
Biological process (GO): Golgi to secretory granule transport; vesicle transport along microtubule
Source: RefSeq, a predicted model, not a curated record
CAAGGAAACCAGCUCAACCUCUCCUGUGCAAACACUCCCGUAACACACACACUCACCAAACAGGAAGAGUGUACCUGUUUGGUGUGAGUUGGCUGGGAACUGUCAGUCUUAUCUGUGAUGAAGAGAGGAAAGGAUUUUAAUGAUACCAGCAUUUGGAGGAUUGGCACCACAGUGAGAUCUGGCAGAGACAUACUGUGGAUUACAAAAGAGACUCAUCACACCACUCAAGACCUGACCAGCAAGACACACAUAAGGAUUCCUGAUUUUACAAAAACAAAAAACUUUCCAACUGUGUGAUUACAAGUCUCAGACGUGAGAUGACGCUUUCCAUCUGAUUCCUACAAACCUGCAACCAUCAACAAUGUUCACCCCCAGGAAAGACAGUCUCCCGUCCCCCAGCCUGGAGGACUCCUUCUUCCCUCUCUCCUCAUCCUCCUCGGUCUCGCUCUCCUUUGCUCUCCCAUCAUCCACAUCCUCUCUUGGCAGUAGUGACAGCGGAGGAGGGAUCGAGACGGAUCUGAUCCUAGCUGCAGAGCUGGGUCAGGCUUUACUGGAGAAGAAUGAGGAGCUGGCAGCCUCCCUGGAGCAGAGGGACAGGGAGCUGGAGGCUGUACAGCAGGAGAAGCAUGUUCUGCAGAGGAAACUGGAGAUGAACGAGCUGGCUUCUGGGCAGAGGGAGGCAGAGCUGACUGCAGAUUUAGCUGCCUUGCGGACUGAGCUGGAACGACAUCACAGCCAGGGGCGUGACCGGCGGAAGGACGAAAGCGAGCAGCUGACUCAGUUAGCCAAUCACAACCAGCGCUUGGUGGAGCAGCUGGCAGAGGCUGUAACACUGGAGCACUCGCUGAGGACUGAGCUUCGUUCCCUCAGAGAAGAGAUGGAAGAGUCAUCUUUCAGCCGAAAUAUCAACUUCACACAGAUAGAGAACAUUCAAGCAGAGAACAGAGUUUUACUGGGGCGACUGUCGCACAUGGAGGCACAACUCAAAGCCUCACAGGAAGACACCGACAGACUUCGCAUGGAGAGAGAGAGAAUGAGAGACAGAGUGUCAGAACUACAAAUGAAACUGAGAGAGAAAGAAGCAGAGAUAGAGCAGGAGCAGGGAGUGGUGUUUGAGUUGCGAACUGUUAAUCGCUCUCUACAGCAAAAAGCUCUGAACCUGGGAGAAGAGAGCUUUCUGGACAGUACACAAACACAACCAUUGUCUCUGCAUAGUGAAAUUCAGCAAUCACAGGCCAGAGAGGCUCUUCUAGCUCACUCCGAAGUCCUGCAGGCAAAAGAUGAAGAGAUUAAAGCGCUCACAGAGGAGCUGCAAUCUCAACGAGAAGAGCUGGAGUCUUUGCGGAAGGAAAUCGAGCCAUUUACAUGCAGUCCUGAAAAGCCGAGCUACAGUUGCUUAGAGAGCGAAUUGGCCAUGGUGCGUCAGGAAAAAGAAACACUCACUCAGCAGCUUCUCAACACCAUCAGACACAAGGUGGCGCUGUCUCAAGAGCUGGAUGCCUGGCAGGAGGAUAUGCGGUUGGUGAUCAAUCAGCAGGUUCAGCAAAAGGAGGAGGAGAGACUGAAGGAAUCAGAGCGAGAGAAAGAAAAAACAGUGGGACUCCAAAGAAGCAAGUCUUUAAGAGUGAAGGGAGAAGGAGGAAAAGGAUUCUUCUCUUCCUUAUUCAAAGACAAGUAACAGAGAGAUGUGGCAGCAGUUUAAACGGACUACAUGAGCCUUUAUCUUUGCCACUGUGAGCUUCUGCUGCAAGAUAAUAUACACUGUAAAGUGUUAUCAGCACCAACAAUGUUUACAGACCUCAUCUUUGAAUAUAUAUGUAUAUAUGUAUGUACAGUAUAUCAUUUCAGAAUUUAAGAUUUUAUAUAAAAACAUUUUAA